UUACCUCAGAGACGGCUAGUCAAUGGAGUCAAGCGGUCACGCCAAUGCGAUAAUAUUGGUGACAAACGAGGCCGUAGCCGAUGUAAAGAGAUUUUUAGUUGAAACAGUGCACCGGGCGCAGAUGAAUGCCAUUAAGACUGCCAUGACCGCGGAGGAAUAGCUUCAGAGCUGGCUCGUCUGCAGCUAACGCGUACCAACACAAAGGCCUAUGUAGCUAGUUAGCGUCAGUUCCUCAGCUAGCAAGCGAGCAAGUGAUUCAACGCCAACCUCAGCUGGAGCAACUAAACAGGCGUGCCAUUUUAAUGUUUUAUCCUUAACGGAGUUAAUCUGCUCCAUCCGCAAGAUAGCAUUUGCGUAUUUAUUUGCGUCUCCACGAUAAUGGCGGAACAGCAGCAGAAUUUGGACAGGAGCUGCUGGGUGUGCUUCGCCACAGACGAGGACGACCGCACGGCAGAGUGGGUGCGUCCGUGUCGCUGCCGUGGCUCCACCAAGUGGGUUCAUCAGGCCUGCCUGCAACGCUGGGUGGAUGAGAAGCAGCGGGGCAACAGCACGGCACGUGUGGCCUGCCCACAAUGCAAUGCAGAGUACCUCAUCGUCUUUCCCAAGCUGGGUCCUGUGGUCUAUGUGCUGGACCUGGCUGACCGGCUCAUCUCUAAAGCCGGACCCUUUGCCGCUGCUGGCAUCAUGGUGGGCUCCAUCUAUUGGACAGCUGUCACCUACGGAGCUGUCACUGUCAUGCAGGUGGUGGGCCAUAAGGAGGGCCUGGAUGUUAUGGAGCGGGCCGACCCUCUGUUCCUGCUCAUUGGCCUGCCCACCAUCCCUGUCAUGCUGAUCCUCGGCAAGAUGAUCCGCUGGGAGGACUACGUCCUGCGUCUGUGGAGGAAGUACUCCAACAAACUGCAGAUCCUCAACAGCAUCUUCCCAGGGAUUGGCUGCCCAGUUCCUCGUAUCCCGGCAGAGGCCAGCCCCCUGGCAGACCACGUGUCAGCCACACGGAUCCUGUGCGGCGCUCUGGUCUUCCCCACCAUUGCCACCAUUGUGGGGAAGCUCAUGUUCAGCAGCGUCAACUCUAACCUGCAGAGGACCAUCCUGGGAGGUAUUGCCUUUGUGGCCAUCAAGGGGGCGUUUAAGGUGUACUUCAAACAGCAGCAGUACCUGAGGCAAGCCCACCGCAAGAUCCUCAACUUCCCCGAGCAGGAGGAGGCCUGAGGAGGCCGGGCGGUCCGGAGGGAAGCUGGCCGGCUGGACGAACCACACACACCUCUGCUGGAGGGGCGAGGGGAGGGAGGGAACGAACCGUCAGACUCUGAGCAGGAAGCGCUGGUGAAACGGACUCGGGAUCAGUGUCACCCCUUACUCACCCACUCCUCCUCCACACGCCUCACCCCUCUCACCCCUCCUGGAGCCGACAUUCACGCAGGAAUCCCCCACCACCGCCACUACACUUUGUUUUUAUUUCGAUGCUUUUGUGAGGUGACGACAGAAAAGACACACUCAUCCGUUGCGCACGCACAUUAACACUCUUUCCCAAGAACUCCAGCUGUGUGACUGUAAGGUGGAUGUGCUUCUACAAUCACGUAAAUAAUACUUAUUGUAAACUUACUGUAUUUUAAAGGAAAAGAAAAUGCGGGGCAUGUGUAAUUAGAAAGUUUUAUAAUAAUAUUAAUAAUAAAUAAUUGUUUUAUAAUGUUUAUUUUGCAGAUCUAAAAACAAAAGCCCCCUUUGCCAAUGUUUGGGGGCUGAUGUUGAAUGAAGUUCAGUGAGUGGAAUGUAUUAAUGAUAAACAAUAAAAGUGUGUUGACAGAUCAUCAUCAUGAAUCAUGAUGCAGUACGUUACAACAUCGCAACCAGCAAGCAUUUAGGAGAAAACUAACCUAACACACUGGCCACACCUAGGAUGUUAAUAUAGAGUUGUGUUGUAGAGCCCUGCGUUAUUUGAACGACUUUGGUGUUUAAUUCUUUUAGUGCCCAUGCCUUGGCAGUGUUCACGUCUGUAGCUUUAUCUCCAUUUUACAAAACAUUUCACUUGAUGUGUUUCGAAGCUUCGCUGGCCGCCGCAGCCCUCCCCAAGUUUUGGUUGAGCUCCUGCAGGACGAGCCCGUCGCUGCAACGGAUAAAAUGGAGGCUUUUGAAAGCUUCGGGCGACGCUUGGAACAACGCUCGAUGCAGCACUUUUCAAUGGGAGACGUGGAAUGAAAAAAUUUCAGCCUGGACUGAUGCUGUCUGGGUUUUUAUUUGACUUGUCUGGGUGUGAACUGUAGCUCAGGUCAGCCUGUGCUUCUGAGGUCAUUGCCACGGAGACGAGGGUGAAACUUGGACUUGAUUGAAAAUGCGUCACUGGAGUUAAAUUAUUAUGAUUUUGGGCAGGACUCUUGGAAAAUUGAAGGGUCAGUUCAACAAAAAAAGAUAAGAACCAUAUUUUCCUAAUUUAUGAUUCGUAUCAAGGCGUGCAGAUAGUUUUGGUUUCAUUUCAUGGUUUUAUUUGCAUUAGAAAAUACACUUCUGAUUUGGGACCAUUUAUUUAGUAGAAAAUAAAAAACCUUUCACAGCAACUUGCUGUUUUCUUUAUGUAUAUUUAAAUGCUGUCAGUACAACAGUAGUGUUUUGUUUGUCUUGGCUUUCAGAUUGCCAUUACUAGCCCAAUGUAAGUACUCAGAAAGAAGAUGGGGCUUUUUGUUGUUUUUAGUGAACUGAUUCCUUAACAUCCAGAUGGUAGAGCCCGACCGAUGCUUGAUUUUUCUAACUCUUUUGGGAAGUAAAUUCUGAUAUCAAUAUAUUGGCCAAUAUAUACACAUUGUUUGCAGCUAUCCUUUAGAGGUGGUUGUCAAUCAACAAUGACAAAGAUAUGUAACAGAGGCAGGACAUUUUUUCAGCUGAACAAUAACCCUUGCCUUAAAAUGUCGACGUGAAUUUAAUAAUCACAAACUAUUCCAACAUUGUUUUUCUGCCUAAUCUCUUUAAUACAAGAGUCUUUAUAUCUGGCAACUUGUACGUCAACGCAGUACAUAUGUGAUAAGCCAAUAUCGGUCAAUAAAGUUAUCAGUCGGGCUCUACAUAAUGGUAAAUAAGCUUGUUUUUUUUAUCCGUGGGAGUGUGAUGUGAUUAUGAAUUUCACUUUUUUUAUGUGGCAACUGUCGAAUGAGUAAGCUCCAAGUCGAAGGAGCUUCAACAGUGUGUGACUUCCUGUGACGAGGCACGGCCAACCACUCGGAAUAUUUAACCCGCACAUACAAACUGUGCCUGCUUUACGGACGUCCUCCCGCAGCCUGCAAACCACAGCCUCCCCCCUGCACAUCCACUGUAAAAGUCUCCACUCUGCCAAAAGAGACGUCCGAGUCUGAACUGUGUUGUACAGACGACGUGUCUGACUUUAGAGCUCUAUGGUAUCAGUUCUGUGAAUAAAUGUAUUUUUCCAAUG
Molecule: messenger RNA, 3418 nt
Organism: Acanthopagrus latus (yellowfin seabream)
Lineage: Eukaryota; Metazoa; Chordata; Actinopteri; Spariformes; Sparidae
Gene: marchf5
Product: membrane-associated ring finger (C3HC4) 5
Exons: 6
Coding region: 379-1209 (276 amino acids)
Molecular function (GO): zinc ion binding
Source: RefSeq, a predicted model, not a curated record